AUGGAUGGCAUAUCGAGUUAUAACUUAUUCAUAGCUGCACACAAGCCGCAACUCGUUCUGUCCGGAGUCCCGGAACAUUUUUGGCCGGUUUUAUGUAAGAAACUUAAAGAUCAAAUGUUCGAUUCCGGCUUAGCCUUUCAGUUAGUUAAAAUAGAUUAUGAGGAUGAUGAAAAAGAAUCUUAUGAUCCAUUGUGGAGCGUUAUGGCUAUCAGUGACUUAGACCCUACAGAUUCCAGUAAUAUUUUCCUAGUAGAUCAUGCAUGGACUUUCAAGGCUAACACUAUUAAAAGUAGCCUCAGAAAUAUGCCGGCUUUAUUAGAAAGGAUGUGUAAUCUUAUGCAAAUUGUUAGAGAAACAACUGAGGAGCAAAUAGAUGAAGUAUACCAAAAUGUGUGGAAAUAUGCAAACACUUAUUCUAUAGGAGGAGAUGAGUUAUCAGUUGAAGAUAGAGUUCCCGUGUGGUAUAUAAUGGAUGAAUUGGGUUCAGCUAUCAAUCAUUCUGAUCAGCCAAACUUUAGAGCUGUACCGUUUAUACAUAUACCGGAACAGGUCACAUAUACAUUACUUUUUCCUAUAGAAAAUGUUGAAGAAGGUGAUUUGAUAACAAGAAACUACAUAGAGGGCAAAUUUUCAGAUCCAAAACAAAGAGAAGCUAUGCUGAUUCCAUGGAAGUAUUAUGAACAUUUUGAUGAUGAUUUCAGUCAAACAGAACCUGAUAUUAACUAUUUUUUAGAGGGUCAUAUUGUUGAAUCACUACCUGAUUUAGAUAAUCUGCAAGGCAAAGUAAAUGUUUCAGGAAAGCUUAAAGUUUUUUCAGAUUACGAAUAUAUAAAUCAGUAUCUUACAGCAGACGAGUUCCAAAUAGUUGACAAUGAAAGUGAAGCAGACAUAUUGUGGUAUAUAGAACACUUCAAAACUUUUAAGGAAUUAAGUGUUAACUCCCCUAAUAAGUUUGUGAAUCAAUUCCCUUUUGAAUAUGUUGUUACAAUAAAAGACAUUUUGGCUAUCAUAGCAAGGAGAAACAAUAAAAACUAUGGGAAUGAAGAACUUGAAACAUUUCCCACAUGGUUACCAACAACUUUUAACAUGAAGACUGAGCUUUCGAAAUUAGUAGCUUAUUACAUGCAGAGAAAAAAACGUGGUCUUGAUAAUCAUUGGAUUUGUAAACCUUACAAUCUCGCUAGGGGUUUAGACACAUACAUUACAGAUAACUUAGAUUUUCUAUGCAGGCUUCCAUUGUCGGGCCCCAAGAUUGCUCAAAAAUAUAUUGAAAAUCCUGUUCUAUUUGACAGACCUGAUGUCGGGAAAGUUAAAUUUGAUAUCCGUUAUGUUGUUCUUCUGAAAUCUGUCAAUCCAACUGAAGUUUUUGUGUACAAUAAUUUCUUCUUACGGCUGUCUAAUAAAGAAUUUUCAAUGGAAAACUUUGAUGAUUAUGAAAAACAUUUUACUGUAAUGAAUUACACCGAAGGAGCGCCAUUGUUUAAAUUAUUAUGUGAAGAUUUUAAAAAUGCAUGGUCUAACCAGUAUCCAGAUUAUGAAUGGGAUGAAGUUGAGCGGUCUAUAUUUAAUAUGUUAUCUGAAUUGUUUAUAUGUGCUACUGCCAAAGAACCCCCUCUUGGAAUAGCAAGAAGCCCUCAAUCAAGAGCUUUGUAUGCAGUUGAUGUGAUGCUGAGUUGGGAUAAAAAUGGCACCAACAUACAACCAAAGCUACUAGAAUUAAACUGGAUGCCGGACUGUCGAAGAGCUUGUGAAUAUUAUCCUGACUUUUACAAUGAUAUAUUCUCUGUAUUAUUUUUAGACAAAACUGUUGGUUCUUGUACAAAGAUUUUGUAA
Molecule: messenger RNA, 1833 nt
Organism: Danaus chrysippus (African queen)
Lineage: Eukaryota; Metazoa; Arthropoda; Insecta; Lepidoptera; Nymphalidae
Source: the annotation of a GenBank genome assembly